Molecule: messenger RNA, 3456 nt
Organism: Mucor mucedo
Lineage: Eukaryota; Fungi; Mucoromycota; Mucoromycetes; Mucorales; Mucoraceae
Product: TH1 protein-domain-containing protein
Exons: 14
Coding region: 1-3456 (1151 amino acids)
Biological process (GO): negative regulation of DNA-templated transcription; protein targeting to vacuole; retrograde transport, endosome to Golgi
Cellular component (GO): nucleus; endosome
Molecular function (GO): phosphatidylinositol-3-phosphate binding
Source: RefSeq, a predicted model, not a curated record
AUGUCAACAACCUUGAGAAUCGCAACUAUUGAUGAGUACAAGAAGGCACUGUCCCAAAAAGACGCCAUUUUGGAGCAGAAUAUAUACAACGAUGUCUUGUCAGAAUACUUAAAUUUAGGAGGAGCACCCAUGGACGCUGUCAACCUCUUAUCAGAAUCAUACAUUGGUAUUCCUUCCAUGUGUAAUGCCACAGCAGUGUCUGUCGAUUCGAUCGGACUCAACAGUGACACCAUUUUAAGAGAAGCCAUUAGACAACAAUUGAAAAACAGGUUUGACCCUGUACGCUGUGAUCAAUACUUUUUGCAAACAGACACUGAAACAGCCCCUGCAUGGCUUGAAGUAUUGAUCAGGGAUCCUCAAUGGAGACAAACCAUGUAUGAAUUAUUGGAAAAGCAUCCCAGCUGCAGUUUUCUCAACUUUGCUAUUCUUCGAAUUGCUGAAGCGGGACAUGAUAAAGAGAUCUCCAAGUUAAGAACUGCAUCCACCUAUGUCAAAGUAUAUAACUUGAUUCUCCAAGAUGCUUUAACAGACCUUGUUACAAAGGAUGAUUUGGAGUUUGAUCAAGAUAUACCCAGUCUCGUUAGAGUUUGCUGUGAAAGAGAGGAUACUUACUUGUACGCACAAAUUUUGCUUCGAAAAUUAUACGAUGAAUAUGGAGCGACACCUUUCACUCGUCUUCGUCGAGAAUUAGAGUUUGCAGCCAGAAGUCGAGGAAACCAUGCGUUUGUAGAUUUAUUACACAGUCAUGUCUCGCAUGCACCCUUGGAACUCUCCAGAACCAUCAAAUCCACCAUGAACUCGACCCAUAUCACACCUGGUGAUUUGAUCACCUUGAAGCGAUUUUAUUCAUCCGAGAAUCCACCUGCUACAACCUACCUGUGUGAAUAUGACUUGAUUGUCAAGAUGUUGCGAUCACUUUAUGUUCCUCAUCAUGGAUCCUUGCUGAGACUGGAUCUUGUGGAUGAUGUGACUUAUUUGAUCGCUUAUGCUACCACCAUGAACGACACCAAACCCAAGUUACAGCAAAAAGACGAUAUCUAUAAAGUGCAACUGGUCUUGAAGGAUUUGUAUAAUUCGUUGGCCAGUAAGACAGAAGUAGGUAGUAUCACAGGUGCCAUGAAAUACAUCAUCAGUGCUAUUCGUUUCCCUGUGGGAUCUAUGGGUGUUCUUUUAUGGAUCGAAUAUAUGGCUAUUAAUACCGCUUAUUUCGAAACUUACUUUCGUACAAAAGAAACACCUGCUCUCUUGUUAAUAUUGGAUGAAAUUGCAGACCGCCAUCAACUUCAACAACCGAUCGUAUUUGAUGUGAUUAAAAAGUGUAUUAAACACAAGACACCUAUAUUUGCACCCGAGAUUCAAUAUUUUAGUGGUGUGGGACGUGAAUUGGAUGAUAGUUUGAUAGUUCACUUUGUCAAGAAAGUAUUGAUCAUGGCAAAAGCCCCUUAUAGUGUGACAUUUGUUGCACAUGUUGUUGCAAUUGUCGAGCCGCUUGUUGAAAAUUUGACAUUAAUCAAGGACGUCCAAAAGUUGGUCACCUACUUUUUAGAACAAGUUCUAAGCAGUGGAGAACCUUUAAGUGACGAGUUAGGACAAUCAAUGACUUCCAUCAUUCGUAAAUACGACGAUCCUUUGUCAAGCUCCAUGUUUGAUACUGCUCCUUCCAAUUCGAUUUUGGGAAACACAAUGACCACAUCCAUGUUCUCUUCGCAAUAUGAACAGGAUCCUUGGGGGAGUCAUGCCGUUGUGAGUUCACCCACCGAUAUCAAUAGGUCUUAUACCACUCCUAAUCUUGACUAUAACUCUAAUUUUUCUUCCAAUAAUGACCAACAAGCUCUCAACUCGACCACUGUAUUGUCGGGUGUUCGGUUACCAAACAUGUACGAACAACUUUUCUCUACCAGUCAGCGCUCGGGAAGAGUCUCGCUUUCAAGCUUAAAUAAUAUCUUGUCAAAAGGAAAGAUUUCGGCUAAUCACAUUGAAAUGGCAAGUAUUAUGCAAAUUGUGGUACCCGAUGGCGCGUCUUAUGUAACUCAGUCUGAAUUCAAUACCGCCAUCGCAUUACUUGCCUGUGCUCAAAAUAAAAUAGAUGUGUCACUGGAAAGUCUGAAUAGAAACAAAAAUUACUUACCAGAACCAAGCAUGUACAAUAAUGAAGAGGAAGAGGAGGAACAAAAGACGCCAUUAACACCCGUAACACAACCCAUCACCGAACCCACCACCAAAUCCAACCAUACGGCCAGCAACGGAUAUCCAGGCAUGAAAUCACCCAAAACAGCUUCUUUCAGUCAUGACAGUAAAAAGCUCGAUACACGCCACUGGUUUAAGAACUUGGAAGAAAUUGCGGUGACAGUGGCUCCCGAACGAGAAGGGUUUAUAUUUAAGCAUGUAAAUUACAUUGUCACCAACGAAAAGCGAUCUUCCAUUGUUCUCCGCAGAUACAGUGAUUUUUGGUGGUUGCUAGACGUUCUUAUCAAGCGAUAUCCAUUUCGUGCUUUACCCAAUUUACCUCCCAAGAAACUGGGAGGACGAGAUGCCACAUUCUUGGAAAAGAGAAGAAAGGGUCUGUCCAGAUUUAUCAAUGCCAUUAUUCGUCACCCCAUCCUCAGAAAAGACGAUAUAGUUUCAAGGUUUUUAACAGAGCCUAGUGAACUAGCUGCUUGGCGCAAACAGAAUCCUCCCAACUUGGACGAAGAAUUCAAACGAAAGACGUAUAAUAUGAGGGAUCUGGAUGAUAUGGUACCUACCAAUUUGGAUGAGCAGAUAGGUAAAGCAAGGAAGAGAGUGACGGCUGGUAUCAAUCACUAUGUCAACCUCUGUUUUAUCAUGGAGCGUAUGAUCAGACGUAUGCACGGUCAAGCCACGGACUUUUCUCGCUACUCCAUUGCCUUGAAUUCAUUGGCUGAGGCUGAAUUAAGGUAUCACGCUGGCGAGUGUAGGAACUGUCAACAUGUGGUGAAGGGUUAUGAAAAUGUUGCUAAGCAUAUGCAGAGUGAAAGUAGUAUAUUGGAGGACCAAGUGGGCUCAUCAACAGAUGGCGUAUUAGAAAACCUGAAAAAAUUUAGAGACUUAUUGGUAUCAUUCAGGGAUUUGGAUGAGCGUAGAGUCAGAAUGUCUGCAAAUCAAACGGAAUUGAUCAAUAAACGGUUACAAACGAACCGUGCCAAAGUGCAUCAGAAUAAGGGAGUACCUGGAUUAGAACCUGAAGUUCAUAAAUUGGAGGAAGCGAUUCGAGCUGAUGAAGCGGAACUGUCCAACCAGCAAAACCGUCUGGUCUUUAUCAGAUUCUGCAUGUGGUCUGAAAUGAUUUACCUGCACAAACAACAAGCAUUCGUCUCUUCUCUAUAUCAAAGUUUUGUCAAAGACACCAUUCUUUUCUCAAAGUUGCGAGCUGAUAAUUGGCAAGACCUUGAAUCGCCUACCUUUGAAAUGCCUGCUGAUGUGGAUUUAUUUGAAUAA